Molecule: messenger RNA, 900 nt
Organism: Geodia barretti
Lineage: Eukaryota; Metazoa; Porifera; Demospongiae; Tetractinellida; Geodiidae
Source: the annotation of a GenBank genome assembly
AUGGCAGUUGAUAUGGUUGCAGAGACGGGUACUUUCAGGGUGAAGUCAGGGUUGGCGCAGAUGCUGAAGGGCGGCGUGAUUAUGGACGUCGUGACCGCAGAGCAUGCGAAGAUUGCGGAGGACGCGGGGGCUGUCGCGGUGAUGGCGCUGGAGCGCGUACCUUCCGACAUUCGGAGCGCGGGUGGUGUCGCGCGGAUGUCGGACCCGUCCAUGAUUGCGGAGAUUAUAGACGCGGUAACGAUUCCGGUGAUGGCGAAGGCGCGCAUCGGUCAUUUCGUGGAGGCUCAGAUUCUUGAGGCGCUUGGCGUGGACUACGUAGACGAGUCCGAGGUGCUGACGCCCGCCGACGAGAACAAUCACAUCAACAAGCACGACUUCAGCGUGCCUUUCGUGUGCGGCUGUCGCGACCUUGGAGAGGCUCUGCGCCGCAUCGGUGAGGGCGCGGCGAUGAUUCGCACCAAGGGCGAGGCCGGCACGGGCAACAUUGUGGAAGCGGUCCGCCAUGCGCGCCAGGUGAUAGGCGAGAUUCGCCGCAUCCAGAAUAUGACCGGCGACGAGCUUAUGGCGACAGCAAGAGACCUGCGCGCUCCAUACGAACUUGUGCGAGAGAUUCACGAGACGGGCAAUUUGCCUGUGGUCAACUUUGCGGCGGGCGGAAUCGCUUCACCCGCGGAUGCGGCGCUGAUGAUGCAGCUUGGCGUUGACGGCGUGUUCGUCGGUUCAGGCAUAUUCAAGUCCGAAUACCCGCAGAUAAUGGCGGAAGCCAUCGUGAAGGCGACCACGCACUACAACGACCCGCAGAUUCUGGCGGAGGUGUCCAGAGGAUUGGGCGUGGCGAUGCCAGGCCUGGAUAUUCGCACCAUGCCCGAAGAGGAGCAGCUUGCGACGCGAGGCUGGUAA